AUCUCACCUCCAAAUCACCAAAUGUAUAGAUGUCAAUUUUCCUUGUCUUUUCAGUCCAAGUCCCAACCAUCUGAAGUCUCAACAUCCAUUCCCUUUUUCUUUAAUCCCAAUCAAUCUCUGUUCUUUAAACCCAAUUCCUCCUUCCUUCAAAACCCAUCUCUGUAAAUCCCACUUCACACCAAGAAGAUCAUGCACAAUUUUGGAGAUGAACUCACUAUAGAAACCUACAGAGUCCCCUGGCUGAUAUGGAUCCAGGUCAUAGUGAUGGUCCUCCUCCUCCUUCUACUCUACUGCUUCAGCAUAUUGGUCUUGGAUCUCCCAGAUGACAACAACACCACCAAGCCUUCUUCUUCGUCCAACUCUCGUUUGUUUUCAAGUCACAACUUCACCUCCACAAAUUCUGCAAACCGUUUACAGAACACCCAGGUAGGAGAAAGUAUGAAAGGCGAGAUAGUACCGAGCACCAGUAGAGUAAUGAGAGCAGAGGACAUGGUUGAAAUGGAGGACUCUGCAACACCCAACAUAUAUCUCCACCCAUGCUAUUAUUUUAGACUUGCGAGGGUUGCAUUUCUUAAGUGUCUCGGUUUGGACCCUAGCGGUGAAAAUUUAUCAACCCCACAGAGAGGGAAGAGAAAAGAAAGCUGAUAUGAAUUCCAGUACUCCCACAGAAUGGAGAUUUAGCUUUUUCGGGUUUAAUGUUGCAAGUUGGGGAGGACACUUCUUAUGUCCCAUGAACUUGAAGCAAAGCUUGCCUACAAAAACUGGUAUCGACCGACAAAUACAAACCAAUUGUGAAGGUUGUGGCAGCAUGAGAGAGUGUAGAAGUCUAGGAGGCAUUACAGAUCUGAGUUGAGGCAUUACAGAAUUUAUUGAUUCACUCAAUUGUAAGCAUAUAUCACAUUGAUUGUAAAUGGUAUUUGAGUGAUUGUAGGACACCAUUGUUUGGGAAUAAAAUAUGGCUGUACUAAAAAGAAUAGUGAUUGAUUUUGUUGCU
This is a messenger RNA of Fragaria vesca subsp. vesca, 994 nucleotides long. RefSeq lists its product as uncharacterized. The record is from RefSeq and is a predicted model, not a curated record. The transcript has 2 exons. NCBI's taxonomy places the organism in Eukaryota, Viridiplantae, Streptophyta, Magnoliopsida, Rosales, Rosaceae. The coding region runs from base 190 to 645 and encodes 151 amino acids.